This is a messenger RNA of Lotus japonicus, 2383 nucleotides long. RefSeq names its product protein FAR1-RELATED SEQUENCE 8-like. The coding region runs from base 194 to 2311 and encodes 705 amino acids. The transcript is spliced from 3 exons. Gene Ontology annotation, biological process: regulation of DNA-templated transcription. NCBI's taxonomy places the organism in Eukaryota, Viridiplantae, Streptophyta, Magnoliopsida, Fabales, Fabaceae. Gene Ontology annotation, molecular function: zinc ion binding. The record is from RefSeq and is a predicted model, not a curated record.
GUGAUAUUUGAGUAACGCACGGCACAGUACAGCGAGUAGCAGUAUUCACUCAUCUCCACCUCAUCACUUCUAACGCAACGCAACGCAACGCAACGCAACGCUCCAUUGCUUCUCUUCUUCGCUUCCGCCGCUGCAACAGUCAUACCUCACCGCCGUAGCUCCGGACUCAUGUAAACCCUCUUGGCGCGAGACCAUGACCAACGGCACCGGGUGUUCUCCUAAUGAUAAGGGCUUGUCUCUCAGUCCUAAUCUCGAAAUCACGAUCGAUGAGGAAUCUCCAAACAGUGAGCAACUACUUGAGAUUGAGGAUGAGGGCAACAGGCUUGAGACUAGCUGUGGUCAGUUAUUUGAGAUUGAUGGAAGCAAACAUGAAAAUGGGAGGUAUGAAACAACAAUAGUUGAUAGUAAUAGUGGAGAAUCUCAAGGAAAAGAGUACCCUCCACCAGUUGUGGGAAUGGAAUUUGAUACUUAUGAUGAUGCCUACAACUAUUACAAUAGCUAUGCCAAGGAAACUGGAUUUGGCAUUCGGGUUAAAUCUUCGUGGACCAAACGCCACAGCAAAGAGAAGCGUGGUGCUGUGCUGUGCUGCAACUGUGAAGGUUUCAGAACAAUUAAAGAAGCAAAUAGCCACAGGAAAGAAACAAGAACUGGCUGUCUAGCAAUGAUUAGAUUGAGAUUAGUGGAAUCUAACAGGUGGAAGUUGGAUGAAGUCAAGCUUGAGCAUAAUCAUUCAUUUGAUCCUGAGAGAGCACAAAACUCUAAAUCACAUAAGAGGGUGGAAAGUGGGGCCAAAAGAAAAGUUGAGCCAACUCUAGAUGUUGAGGUACGCACAAUCAAGUUAUAUCGAAUGCCAGUUGUAGAUACAUCAGGUUAUGGGAGCUCAAAUUCUAAUGAAGGAAGAGGUAGCAACACCAUUAAUUUUUCCAGACGUUUGAAACUUAAAAAAGGCGAUGCAGAACUUAUUUCAAAUUACUUCUGCCGCAGUCAACUAAAGAAUCCUAAUUUUUUCUAUGUGAUGGAUCUGAAUGAUGAUGGACAACUGAGGAAUAUAUUUUGGAUUGAUUCUAGAUCGAGGGCUGCAUAUAGUUAUUUUGGUGACGUGAUUGCAUUUGACUCAACAUAUUUGUCAAACAAUUAUGAGAUUCCACUGGUUGCAUUCGUCGGUGUUAACCACCAUGGGCAGUCUUUUUUGCUAGGCUGUGGUCUGCUUGCGGAUGAGGCAUUUGAGACGUAUAUUUGGUUAUUUAGGGCAUGGCUUACAUGUAUGUCUGGUCGACCUCCACAGACCAUUAUUACAAACCAAUGUAAGACCAUGCAAAGUGCAAUAGCAGAGGUUUUCCCUAGAGCUCACCACAGAAUUUCUCUAUCACAAGUCAUACAGAGCAUUCUUGGAUGUUUGGUGCAGUUUCAGGAAUAUGAGGUAUUUCAGAUGGCACUGACUAAAGUGAUAUAUGACCCCAAAACAGUAGAUGAAUUUGAAAGGGCUUGGGAUGAUCUGACCCAGCGCUUCGGCAUAAGAAAUCAUGAAAAGCUUCAAACCUUGCAUGACGAACGAGAGCAUUGGGCUCCAAUUUACUCCAAGGACACAUUCUUUGCUGGAAUUUCUGAUUAUGAAAAGGGUGAGUGUGUCAUUCCCUUUUUCAAGGGUCAUGUACAUCAGCAAACUACCUUGAAAGAUUUUUUUGAGAUUUAUGAGUUAGUUCUGCAGAAAAAGCAAAAAACUGAAGCUCUUGAUGAUUUGGAGUCACAGAGCUCGAGCCCAUUACUGAAGACUAGAUGCUACUAUGAGUUGCAACUCUCUAAACUGUACACAAAUGCAAUAUUCAGGAAGUUCCAAGAUGAGGUGUUGAUGAUGCCCACUUGUUUUAACGUCUCAGAAAUUCAAACAAAUGGGUCUGCAGUGACGUACAUGGUAACCGAACACGAAGGGUUAGAAUCUUCAUCACAUGCAAGGCAUUUUGAAGUGAUGUAUGAUAAAGCCGGCGCAGAAGUACGCUGCAUUUGUAGUUGCUUUAACUUCAAGGGCUACCUGUGCAGACAUGCUUUGUAUAUCCUUAAUUAUAAUGGUGUGGAGGAAAUUCCAUGCCAGUAUAUUUUAUCAAGAUGGAGGAAGGAUUUUAAGAGAUUGUAUGUACCUCAUCUCAGCUCCAAUAAUGUUGAUAUUAGCAACCCAGUUCAGUGUUUUGAUCAUUUGUACAAACGUGCCAUGCAAAUUGUUGAAGAAGGGAUGAUAUCCCGAGAUCAUUAUAUGGCUUCUUGGCAAGCAUUUAGAGAGUCUUUGAAUAAGAUUCGCCUUGUAGCAGAUAAAUAAAUCAAGAAUAAUGCUGAUAAUAUGUUGUACAUAAUUUACUAUAAUUUUUUCGUCGUUUAUCUGGCAUUAAUA